AUGCUAAAAGGACGAGAAGAAGAAGCGAAGCCCAGAAGAAGUCUGGCACUAAAAUCUUCUCAUCAAGAAAAUUGCCCUCGUCUUAAGAAGGUAGGAAAGAAAUUCAAGAGAAAAGCGUUGAAGGUGACUUGGGAUGAUUCUGAAGAAAGCGAAUCAGAACAAGAGGAGAGCGACAAUGAGAUGGCCAACUUUUGCCUCAUGGCAAAAGAAUAUGAGGCCUACCCUUUAAGCUCUCCUUUAUUCCCUUUGCUGAAUGAGUAUGACCAAAAUGCCCUCGACCCAACUCUUUCCCUAGCUCGAACCAAACCCCAAAGUCCUUCGCCUGACAUCUCCGCCAGAGAUCGCCAUGAUCGGAACACCGACUCUGCAACCCUUCCGCAGAGACUGCCGCAACAUUACCAAUAUCUUCCAACUCCGUCUCCGGCGAUACCCGCUCCGGGAAGGCCACGCCGGCACACUCCUCAGCCAGCCCCAGCCCCAGCCCCAGCCCCUUACCAAUAUCCUCCAACUCCGUCUCCGGCGAUACCCCCUCCGGGAAGUCCACGCUGGCACUCUCCUCUGCAACCCUUUCCCGAGCCCACUCCCAUGAUUGAGGAUAUGGUAUACGUUGCUGUGGGAAAAGAAGUGAAAGAGUGCAGAUUAAUCCUGUUGUGGGCUUUACAGAAUUCUAGAGGAAAGCAAAUUUGCAUCCUUCACGUUCAUCAACCUGCACAGCUCAUCCCCUUUAAGGUCAGGCGAAGAACUUUGGUGUUCGAGCUUGGGAAAGAGGUGGGUCGAGGGCACUUUGGUCAUACCUGUUCUACAAAAGGCAAUAAAGGAGAAUUAAAGAGUAGGCUAUGGCAUUUUCUACCAUAG
Messenger RNA from Alnus glutinosa, 855 nucleotides. Its product is annotated as CDPK-related kinase 6-like. The record is from RefSeq and is a predicted model, not a curated record. Bases 1 to 855 code for a protein of 284 amino acids. The transcript has 4 exons. Lineage: Eukaryota; Viridiplantae; Streptophyta; Magnoliopsida; Fagales; Betulaceae.